GUCGCGCUUUUUCCCAUCUGGUCCCAUUCGUGUUAUGCAAAAGACUACGAAUCCGGCUAAAUAACAUAAUUUUGAAAGAAAUGCAGUCAAUUUUGAACUCUAUGCGAACGCUGGCCCUCCGGCAGGCCACUGGCGACACAGUCCGCCGGCUUCACUUGUCCGCCGUAAACGAGGCAGCCCGUAAAGGCACACGGGAAAAGGCCCGCAAGAAGAAGGUUAAAGUGGAAGUCAAAAAGGUGGGAUUUAUUCCGCACAACCAGCGCAACAAAAAAAUUAACGUUAAACGUGCCGAUAAACAUGUUGACGAUUCGUGGAAACAGGUGCCCAAGGAUGACUGCUACGUGGGCCGUUAUUACCGCUGGCCGGUGUACUCCGUCGCCGAAGCCAUCCAGUGCCAUCGCGAAACCCAUCAUCCAAGCAUGUACAAUGUGCCCAAUGCGCCUCUGAACGUGGACAUCGAGCUUAACAUGCAGGGCGAGAAGGCUACCCGAUUUGUUGACAACUUCCAGCGCAUGGCCAUGAUUCCGCACAAGUUCGAGCACGGCGAGGAGCGAAAGAUCAUCGUCUUUACCAAGGGAAAUAAUGAAAUAGUGGAAGCCAGAGAAGCGGGUGCGUCCUUAGUAGGAGGAGUGGAGUUGAUCAAAGACAUAACCAGUGGCGAGCUUUUGCUUUCCGACUAUCAGUAUAUCAUUGCUCAUCCCAACAUACUGCCAGAGUUGGUGGCCCUGAGGGGUCUCAUGAAAAGAAAGUUUCCCAACCCAAAAAGCGAAACCCUCGGCGUAAACCUCGCCGAGAUGAUCGUUAAGUUUUCCAAUGGCAUUAGCUACAGUGCCGCCAAGGACGAAUACCAACAGAACUUUGGCCUUAUAACCGCCAGUGUAGGAACACUCGACAUGGACGAACAGAAGCUGGAGGAAAAUAUAAAGUUUCUCCUGCAAGAUGUGAAUGCCAUGCGGCCCAAGCGUGAGGGUCGCUUCAUAACUCGUGUGCUCCUGAAGAGUCCGCCCAGCAGUGAGCAGCUUAAAAUUGAUCCAUUUGUCUACGUUCCUGAGAUGUGGGAGAAAAGCUCAGCGAAGGUGAAAAAGGAGGACGUCAAAAAGCAGGAGGAGCCAACUGAAGCCAAAGAAGCAGUGGCUGCGGGCAAUUAGUUAACAUACAUGCCCAUGUAUUUGUAUUGUUGAUGGAUCGUUUGUGCAUACUUUAAACUUACAUCUCCUAGAA
Molecule: messenger RNA, 1221 nt
Organism: Drosophila bipectinata
Lineage: Eukaryota; Metazoa; Arthropoda; Insecta; Diptera; Drosophilidae
Gene: mRpL1
Product: mitochondrial ribosomal protein L1
Biological process (GO): translation
Cellular component (GO): mitochondrion; large ribosomal subunit
Molecular function (GO): RNA binding; structural constituent of ribosome
Source: RefSeq, a predicted model, not a curated record